UCCAAGUUACAGUGAUAAUUAGGUUGUCGUUGUUGCUCAAUCCAAAACCUAUUUCUUCGUGUGAAGAAAAGAGAAAUCUCAAUGUGCUGAGUGAUUGUUCUAUGAGUUAAGAGACAAAGUUCUUCGGGACUGAGAGAGAAAGAAUCACUGGCAUUGAGUCCACUUGACUUGUUCCUCAAGUGAAGUCGUGGGAUAAUUUGAAAUCCCACCAUUAUGCCACAUGUCGGUUGGCCGUUAGGUGGCGCGAACCCCUAUUGGUCAUUUUGCAUCCACCUCGGGGUUGCUCAAGCUAUAAAUAGUUGCUCCUCCCCAACCUCCAACGGCUGGCUGAUCCAUUUGAGUUAGCAAGAGUUUGCUGAGCACCCCAAUCCACUAAGAGAAUUGCUAGAAUACAAAGAGAGAAUCCAAAGCCUAAAAUAUGUUAAGUCAUUGAGCAUCAUGAUGAAAUAGAUUGAAGUGUAGCUUGUGUCUAUUACUCUUGUGGACUGUGCAUCCACUCGACGGUUAGGCGUCGGUCUGAGCAACCAAGAGUCAUUGUGGUUUGCCAAGGACAAGUAUGUGAAGGUUUGGAGACUGUCUGGAAGAAUCUAAUGGAAGUAAUUUAGUGUUGUAGAUAUUGAUAUACUUUUCUAUAAAAUUGAUCAAACACAUCAAAUUAUAGUCAAACCUAGCUAAAACUUCAAUUAACUUGGAACAAAGAUAGUAUGUCCUUUUUCCACACAAGUCCACAAUUUAUUUUUGAGUGGCACACCAGUCCACAAUUGACGAAAAUGGUGGCGACUCGGAUGUGCAUGACGGAUCGGACAUAAUGUACGCUGUGGAGGAAGUUGAAUCCGCUGGGGAAAAUGAUGUUAGCAGCAGAGGAGCAAAGCGACGGUGUACACAGGCGUAAGUUUCUAGAUUUGCAGAGCAGCACAGGCGCCCAAUGUUCGUCCUAGUCUGCUAGUUAGGCAGGGCACUCUUCUUUCAGUUCUUUGUGGUGUCCGUCCUAACGCAUGCAAGAAUUCGAGAGUGCGUUAACAAGUGUGAUGCCAUGAUGCCCAGUGUGUAUGUGAUGCUUUCCGAUUGUCAACUUGAGUUCCUUGUGUAUUUAAGCUUAAAAAGCUUUUCUGAUUUGUCAUCCUGGAUUGGAAUAUACAACACUCCGUAAUGUAGAAUCUGUUUGGAGGAGGAACGUUCUAUCUCUGGCUGACGGACAGUGGUUUGUUUUGCGAUUAGAAACAACUGUUAGGCAUGUAUUAAAAACAUGUUGCCGCUGUUGUUUAAGUUGACUCGUGUUUGAUGUUUACGUACGGGCCAAUGGUCAUUAAGAUAUAACAAAGGGCUACAGGAUGAUGGGGUCAAUUAUAGAAAGCUAAGAGGAGUUGCAUUAAAUUCAUGGUUGGCCGGGUGCGCGUGAGUGCGACGCAGACGGCUCAGGCUGGUUGUAAUGGUGAGUACUACGUUCGUAAUCCAUAGUAUCAUAAGUUAGUAUUUUAAGGUUGCCUUAUUAAUUGUCAUGCAUGACACAAAAUAAUACAAUAUUUAAUAUGAUACGGUAUCAUGAUAUGAUACCACACUCUCUCUUUUCUUGUUUAAUUAUGUGCCACAUCAUCCAAAAAUUCUAGUUGACAUACAUGAUACCAUUUAUAAUACUUCCAUUACGACCAGCCUCAGUCUGGCUCACGAAAUUGGCUGAGCCGUGGGUGGAUUAGCUGUUUCGCCUGUACGAGCUGCCAUCAUAUUUAAUGCGCCUACACGACCUGGCCAUUUUUACUAUGAUACCUAAGCUAUACGGAGAGAAAAUACCACGGACAGCAUAGAUCCCCAUGCUAUUGGACGAUGCUGAUUUCGGGAUCAUAUGAGCCCGGACUCAGAAACGAAUAUCCGUUUUUCCUUCUCCUUCUCUCUUCUAUUUCAGCUUCCACUCUCCCCUCUUGGUUGGUGUAGACUCUCUUGUGCAUGACCUCUUCCUCUACAUGUGUGAAGCUUAGCUCAAACCUAUGUAUGCACGAGAGAGGAGGAUGAAGUAGUGUAUCAUCCAAAGUAGACACACAUAAAUGAUAGAGUUCACCCUAGUACCUAUGAUGCGCGUGUCACUUGGCAAUUGAGCCAAGGUCACGGUAGUGAGAGAUGUGGUCUUGAGAGAGUCUUCUUCAAUCCAAAGGAUGUGAAGGUCUUGAUAAGGAGGAUUCUUCCCUUUUGAGUUGUCUUGAUCCUUUAAGAGAAGGUAAGAUGAGCAAAGCUCUCACAAGAUCCAUUCAUAUUCUUUGCUAACCCUAGUGAAGAGGUGGGAUGAAGUUAUAUAUGGUCCUUGCCAUGAAGAGGUAGAUGGGGUAGGCAAGAGAGAGGAUAGAUGGCCCGUGGACCUCUCACUGCGUGCAUGCAGGACAUAGCCGGACAGUCCGACAGGGUUGAUUGAAUAGAGGCUAGCACACGUGUCAGAUGUUGGAGCGGAGAUCAGUGGCCGGACAGUCCGGCUAGCCAGACAAAAAGUUGCCGUAUAGAAAGUCAAAGAGAACUUUUGUCCGGCUUGCUGAAAUUCAGAUAGACAUCAGCUGCUGUGCGUGCAUUGGCCUGUAGUUCAAAUUUGGAUAGACAUUCGGAUGUACCUUGAGCCUGGAAGAUUGACAUUCAGAUGUUGUUUUGUUUAGAUAAACAUCAGCGUGGCAAGUUCAGUUUAUCUUGAGCUCGAAAGAUUGCCAUUCAGAAGUCGAUUUGUUUAGUUUAUCUGAACUACGGCAAGUUGUUUUGGUCGCCAGCAGACACGGUAGUUCGUUGGUUUGUGGUUGUGUGCAGUUCGGCUACCCGACAGAUCAGGACUUGGCGCACACCAUAGACAUGGUCGUUGGCGUCAAGGACCCAGAGCAGGCGGUCGGACGAGGGUGGUCGGCAGCAGAAACUCCGAGCCAUGCUUGUGGGGUGAUAAUGGUGGGAGGAGGAGAACUAACGUUUUUGGUGCACUAUUAUAGGGCAGCCGUUGGAGACGGCACUUGCUCAUGCCCAAAAAAGAUAUAUAUCAGUUUUGGUGCCCGUUUAUGUUUGUUACAACACCCUCUUUUGGUGCCCUAAAAUAGGGCAGCUAUUGGAGAUGCUCAUAGCAUGAUAUAUAGAUCAAAUCGCAGUAUUAGCCCUUUCUAUGAGCUCACAUCAUAACCUUCUCUGACCAAACUGCAGGAAGCACGAAGAGAUGGGCUAGAGAUAUGUUCUUUUGCAUGUUCGAAUCAUCUCCUACAUAUUUGAUUCCUUUUUUUUAUCAUACCAAUAAGUUAGGGCCUCCUUUUUGAAUCAUCUCCUACAUAUUUGCAUGUUUGAAUCAUCUCCUAUAUUUUUGGGGUGUUAGGGCCUCCUUUGAUUCAUAUGAUACGAAUUUCAUAGAAAUAAGAAAAUCAUAGGAAGUGAGAUGUCAAGCAUCUCAAUUUCUAUAGAGAAAAAUAUGUCAUUUGAUACAUAGGAUAGAAAAAUUUUCAUUAAGUCUAGGCUAAUACUUUUUUUCCUUUGAAAUGUGAAGGAUUUGUUCUUAUCCUACAUAGGAAUAGGAAUCCAUUCCUACAAACCAAAAGGCUUCAUAGGAAUUUUUCCUUUGAAAAUCCUACCCUAUGAAAUUCCUACAAGAUUACUACUCCCUCCGUUCCCAAAUAUAAGUCUUUCUAGAGAUUUCAAUAAGUGACUACAUACAGAGCAAAAUAAGUGAAUCUACACUUUAAAAUAUGUCUACAUACAUCUGUAUGUUGUAAUCCAUUUGAAAUAUCUAAAAAGACUUAUAUUUAGGAACGGAGGGAGUACAAACUAAAGGAGGCAUAGAUGUUUAGAAGGCCUCUAGCCGGACAGUCGUCCACAACUGAGCUGUUUAUUUUUUUUCCUGCAUAUGGGCUGUUGGGCUCGUAAAAGACCAGGGCCUGUUAGCAAUAAAACAGAGUGCUCCUUCCUCCCCGUGCCCCCGUUCCCCUUUCCAUUUCGACCGCCGGCGGCGGCGGUCGGCGGCGGCAGCGAAAGCACAGCUCGUCCCCACCACUUCCAUUUCGAGCUAAGCCCCACAGGCCAAGAGAUGGCGGCCGUGCUUCGUUCCGCGACUAGAAGGUUGGCCGGCCAUCUGCCGGCGCUUGAGAGGGGCCACAUCCAGCUCCCAGGGGCUUCCUUCGAUCCACUCAAGGGCCACUGCUCAGCCCACUCUGGUUUCACUUCCCACUGCUCACCCCAGACGGCUGCACUACAUGGCGGUGCUUUCAGGCCAGCUCGCAUCGCACCAAGCAGCAAACCCGUGGGAUCUAUGUGCACACGCAUGUUCUCUACGCCAGCUGGUGGCUCUGCCCGGCCACCGCAGGACAAGUUUUGGUUUGAGGUGGUGGUGCAUAGGACACCGUGCCCAGAAAAUCCCCGUCCUUGCCUUUACCGUAAAAGGUUCUACAAUGUUGACAAAGAUAAGGCCGAAUUAAUCUUCAGACACUUUUUGAGCAGGGUAAAUCAAGAUUCAAAGGCCGCCGCUAGUGACUCGCUAAAGUCGCGUUUCACCAAGCUUAAGUUUAUCGUGACAGAUAAGCUUUAUCUUGUUUUGGUUGGAGCCGCUUUAAAAUCUGGAAAGAUGCAGCUUCUUAUCGUCUGUGCUUUGUUCUACGUACUCUUUCUGAGGGCACCAUCUUUUAUGCGAAGAAUGGCGAGGGUUGCUGCACCACCUGCCAAAGGGAAUGAGUCAGAGUGAUGGUUAUUUUUGUUGGUGCUCUGUAUUGGUGGAACUUUAUUUGUGAACCUUCUUCUGUACCUUAGGUGCUACUUGGUCUGCAUGUGUGAGACUUCAUUUGUGAACCUUCUCUGUACCUUAGUUGCUACUUGGUCUGCAUGUGGACUUUAUUUGUGAACCUUCUCUGUACCUCAGUCGCUACUUGGUCUGCAUGUGUGAGACUUUAUAUGUGAAGCUUCUCUGUACUUAGUUGCUACUACCUGGUUUAGUUGCUACUACCUGGUGUGCACGUGUGACUGUGUGAGACGUUAUUUGUGAACCUUCUCUGUACUUUAGUUGCUA
Triticum dicoccoides is the source of this 4999-nucleotide messenger RNA. RefSeq lists its product as uncharacterized. The transcript is spliced from 6 exons. NCBI's taxonomy places the organism in Eukaryota, Viridiplantae, Streptophyta, Magnoliopsida, Poales, Poaceae. The record is from RefSeq and is a predicted model, not a curated record. The coding region runs from base 3848 to 4678 and encodes 276 amino acids.